Molecule: messenger RNA, 3633 nt
Organism: Apis florea (little honeybee)
Lineage: Eukaryota; Metazoa; Arthropoda; Insecta; Hymenoptera; Apidae
Product: transmembrane protein 184C
Source: RefSeq, a predicted model, not a curated record
AACAAAUAAAACUCAAAAAAAGUCGAAAUUACAUCAAUCGUUACACGCACUCGAUCACUAUAAAAAAAGUGUAUUGUUUUGAAUAUAAUUUCAUUUUAUAAUCAACAUAGUAUAAAUUGAAUAAUAAUUUAAUAAUUAAUCAUUGAAAUCAUGAGAAUAUCGUGCUCUUUUGAAGGAAUCUUUGUAUUCAUGAAAAUAAUCCAUCUCGAUUUACAAAAUAUGUUUUUUUUAACAAUUUCACAGAUCGAGAAUUGCUCUUAGUGCACUUAUAAGAUUCUAAUCAAUGUAAAAAAAUUGAAAUUGAUAUAUACGCGAUUUCUGAAUCGCAUAAUAUAAAGCGAGAGGGUUAAAAGGUAGUUUCCCUCCUUCCUACUGUCAUCAUCAGCUGACUUGUCGGUUUAUCGUUGAUUCAUCGUGUCUAAUAAGAGGUUCCUGUGAACUGACUGGACAAAUUAUGUGACAUUCUCUUGAAUUUCUGAAAAGUGAUGGCUUCUAUUUGUCGCCGCUGGAGACUAUGGAUUUUACCAGUUCUAACUUGUCUCUAUGCACUUCUUAUCAUAAUUUUAGUACCAAUUUUAUUGGCAAACUCCAUUAAAAAUGGUUUUAAAAAGCAAGAUCAAGGAGCACUUGUGGGUGGUGCCUUUGUGUUGCUUGCUUUACCCAUUGCUUUCUAUGAAAUUGUGCAACACAUGAUAUAUUAUACACAGCCUAGACUGCAAAAAUAUAUUAUAAGAAUAUUAUGGAUGGUACCAAUUUAUGCAGUGAAUGCUUGGCUUGGACUGGUUUAUCCAGAAGGCAGUAUAUAUGUUGACAGUUUGAGGGAGUGUUAUGAGGCAUAUGUAAUAUACAAUUUUAUGAUGUAUUUAUUGGCCUACUUGGAUGCUGAUCGUCAGCUAGAACAUAGACUUGAAAUCUCUCCUCAAGUUCAUCACAUGUUCCCUCUGUGCUGUUUACCUGAUUGGGAAAUGGGCAGGGAAUUUGUACAUAUGUGCAAGCACGGAAUAUUGCAAUACACUGCAGUUAGACCUAUAACAACUUUGAUAUCUUUUAUUUGUGAAUUAAACGGAGUAUAUGGUGAAGGUGAAUUUAGAACAGAUGUAGCUUUCCCAUAUAUGAUUGCUUUAAAUAAUUUAUCGCAAUUCGUUGCCAUGUAUUGUUUGGUGCUAUUUUAUCGUGCCAAUGCGGAAGCUUUAAAACCAAUGAAACCAAUCGGGAAAUUUUUGUGUAUCAAAGCAGUCGUUUUCUUCUCUUUCUUUCAAGGUGUAAUUAUUGCAUUACUGGUAUAUUUCAAUGUGAUAUCAAGUAUUUUUAAUACAAACGAUAUAAAGGACAUUAGAAAUAUAUCGUCGAAGUUGCAGGAUUUUUUAAUUUGUAUUGAAAUGUUCAUGGCCGCGGUGGCUCACCAUUACAGCUUUUCAUACAAACCUUUUGUAAAUUUAGCACAGGGUCAAGCAUGGUGGGAUGCAUUCAGGGCUAUGUGGGAUGUUUCCGACGUUCACAAUGAUAUAAAAGAACACUUGGGAGUAGUAGGAUCCUCGUUAAGUCGUAGAAUACGUGGUCGAAGCGCUUAUCAACAGGCCUGGGGAAGUGCAACGGAACGUACUUCCCUACUUCCAGAAGCUUCGGUGACCACAGCUAGAAGUGCACCUGCAUGUUCUUUUUCUGGUUAUAAUACAGCAGAGAUAGAACAAAAUGAUGGCACUAUUGACCUAAUCCCAGAUGUGCAGGAUACAAGUAACGCGGUGAAAACAUAAUCAAUUUUUUUUUUUACAGAAAAGAAUCAAGGGCACACUUUAAGAUUGCUCCGUACUGUUAGUAUUAUAUUUAACCCUGUUAUAUGGAUUGUUUUCUAUUAAAUAGUAUUUUUUUUAUCUAAUUUUUUAAGCUUAAGAAAAAUAUAAAAUAAUCAUUAAUGUAUACAUAUGUAUUAUUUCUUGCUUCAAUUUUAUGUGCUGAGCUUUCUUAAAGUAUUCAAAAAUUUCUUCUUUAAUUGAAGUGAAAGAAGAAUUGGAAUAUAAAAAUUGCAAAAUCGUAAUAGAGUUUAGAAAAAAAGAAAAAAAAAGAAAAGGAUCUAGUUUUACAAAUGAGCAUUUUCCUCUUUUACUGUACAAAUUUCUCAUUGUUCUGAUUAUUGGACAAUAUGCUCAUUUUUUCUCAGAUAUAACAAGUCAAUGUCGUAAUAUUAAAAGAUUUGAUACAUGAUGUUGCAAUGCAAGAGACGAAAAUAUGCUUUAUUUUGUCUAUUUACGAAAACGCUUUUUCCUCUUUGUUUUGCAGCCAAUUGCGCGUUACCAAUGAUGUAUUACCAAAUAAUUGUACAUAUAUAUAUAUAUACAUAUAUAUAUACAUACAUAUAAUGUUUAUACAUAGAACAAUAUAUCGGUACAGUCCUUAUUUAUAAACGUGUUACGCUAUUUAUUGCUGGUUUAUCGACCCCAAUAAAUGUAUCACGGAGUUAGGCAUUAUUCGAUUUUAACUCUGCAAUAUAAAUGCUAUUCUAUAAUGUAUUUUAAUCAUAAAAAUAAGUAUAGAGUUGAGUUGUAAUUUUAUUAAUCAUUUAAUAUGAUAAAUGGAGCAUUAGAUUCCAAUAAUGGAAUGCUGUUUGUUAGAAAGUUUUAAUAUAAGAAGUACAAAUGGUAAAAAAACUGUGAUACAAUAUUGAUUUCAUAAAAUUAUACAAAAUUAUAUUAUUCUUGAAAAGCAUAAAUAAUAGAAAUCUAUCACCACUUACAAUAAAAUUAUUGGGGAAUGCGAUGUUCCAUUUUAGUAUUUCAGGAUUAAUUAUUAUAAUCAUUCAUAUUGCUUAAUGGAUAGAAUCCUGCCUAACUCUGAAUCAAUGUACCGUAAAUAAUGAGGAGAAAAACAUUCCUGCCAAAUGUAUGUAUAUGAUUAUUUAAUUUUAUAUCGACUGCGAUAGCUGAAAAAUAUAAUAUGGUAGCUCAUGUUUUUUGAUGAAAUGAAGUACUCAAGUAUAUAUGAUAUUAAUAUUGAUGACAGGCAGAAAUGAAAAAUAUAAAUUUAUUGAAAUUGUGUCGUUGAUGUAUUUGCAUAGUUAAAAGCAACAUAAUUAAUCAUCGUAAAAGAUGAUUGGUAAAACGAUAAUUUAAUUUAGAACAAAUUUUUCCUAAUAAUAAAAGAAUUUUAUAAGUGUUUUCAUAAUAUAAUCUUGUGGAUUUUCGUGAGAAAAUUAUACUUUAGCAUAAAGAAGCGUCACAAACUUGAAUACUUUAUCAGACAUUCGGACCAGAGAAUAGGGUAUAUUUUAUCUUGAAUCUAAUAUUCUAGAUUUUUAAAAAAAAAUCAAUUUAGAAUGACGCAAAGUAGUUUUCCGAUUGACCUAGCAAUUUACAUCGUCAAUUAAAAAAGAAAAUAAUAUUUUUAAUAUGUUUCUACCGUGUUAUUUAUAACUUUGUGAUAUAUUUAAAAUCAGCAUUAUAAUCUCUAUUAUUAUUAAUUAACGAAAAAUAGAGAUAAAUCUCGACGUGAAACACAUUGUACUCAUGAGAACAAAAAUUAGGCAUAGAACAUGUAUUUUAAUAAUCUCUAGUUACUUUUGUACAAAUGCACAUUUUCAAUUCUAUAAGUACUUAAAAAAUUAUUCUAUUGAAUAUUUUAAUGAUCUUUUUCAGAGAA